This is a messenger RNA of Ilex paraguariensis (yerba mate), 1372 nucleotides long. Lineage: Eukaryota; Viridiplantae; Streptophyta; Magnoliopsida; Aquifoliales; Aquifoliaceae. The record is from the annotation of a GenBank genome assembly.
CGCCGGCAGGAAGGUCAAGAGCAAUGCGGAUCUCUGCAAGGAUAUCCGAGAAUUUUUAUCGGCGGUGGGUCUACCGGAGGAUCAUGUCCCCUCAAUGAAGGAGUUUUCACAAUAUGGAAGGCAAGACCUUGCAAAUAUUGUCCGACGGAGAGGAUAUAAACUUAUUAGAGAACUUCUUGCAACCUCAACAGAGACAAAUGUCAAUGGGUCUGAUGCGGAAGAAGGCUUGGUGGAAAAAAAGGACACAGUUAGUGCUAGCUUGGAUGAAUUAGCAGGUCAGGAUGAGACAGUGAAAGAUUUUGGUGAAGUGUUUUCCUGGUCAAGAGAAGAUCUCAGCAUGAAAGACAAUAUAAGUACCAUGAAUAUUGAUAGGGAUCUCAUUUCUGAUGACCAAAGUUCCAUUUCCACAGAGUCUUCAGCUAAUUCAUCUUUGCAGGAAAAGGUAGCCAAAUUUAUCCAAAUUGGAGAAUUGGAUACAAUUGAGGGUAGUGGCUUUGACACGUUAAAUGAAAAUGGCAACAUAUUUAUUGAGUCACAAAAUGCCACAGAAGAAGUAUCAAGUUCCAACAGUGAAAAGCGCAGUGAUCUGGUGCUUGUUAGAACUGAUGCUGCUAAAAUAUUGGAUGGAACCAGUACAUUGUCAACCCAGCAGGUUGCCCAUCCAGUGUCUGAAAAUCAUACUCCAAGGAACAAUUGUGAUUGGACUGAAGAGCUAAUAAUUGCUGAUCACAAUGACGAUCUGGAUGCUGAGAAUAGAGAAGUGGAAAAUCAAGCUGAAAUUUAUCGUCUUAAGUUCAUGAUGCAUCAGAAGGAGUUGGAGUUGUCUCGGUUGAAGCAAGAGAUUGAAAAAGAAAAGCUUGCCUUGUCUGUUUUGCAAACAAAAGCAGAAACAGAGAUAAGCAAAGCGCAGAAACUAAUUUCGGAAAAAAAUGCAGAAUUACACAUUGCUGAAGAAGGCCUUUCUGGGCUGGAGGAGGUUGAAAUCGAAUACUGGGGGGAUGGUGAAACUGUGGAGGUGGCAGGUAGUUUCAAUGGCUGGCAUCAUCGGAUUAAAAUGGAUCCACAUCUGGCAGCAAGUAUCAUAGAACCUGUGGGGUCCAGACUUUGGAGGACUGUGUUGUGGCUAUAUCCUGGGAUUUAUGAGAUAAAAUUUAUUGUGGAUGGCCAUUGGAGGAUGAUGCGGCUCUUGCUAGGAAUUUUUGUUUUUGUAAACAUACCACUGAGUUGGUUGGGUUGGAGUCAAAGUUCUCAUUCAGAUAGACAACAAUGGCAAAUGAUUACCGGUCCAGUGCUGUGUAAUAGAAAAGAUCUAGCCGAAACAUGGAAAGGAUCAUGCUAUUGUCGAAUUCACACUGCCGUCUUGUACCACUGA